Messenger RNA from Pelodiscus sinensis (Chinese soft-shelled turtle), 486 nucleotides. NCBI's taxonomy places the organism in Eukaryota, Metazoa, Chordata, Testudines, Trionychidae. The record is from RefSeq and is a predicted model, not a curated record.
AAACUCUCUGGCCAGCCUCCCACUGAUGGCCCUGCAUGAGUUUCCUCCCUCCCACCCCAGGCUGUGUCCCGCAGUGCUUGGAGCUCUUGCUCCCCUCCUGACCCGUAUCCCAGCUCCCGCAGCAGCCCAGCUGGAUCCCUCCCUGGGAUGAUCCGAGGCUUUUCUGCUACUCACCUGGCCCCCUUUGUGCCUGCCACAGGCUACCUGCAGGCCUGCCGCGCUCUGAUGAUCACAGCCCUGCUGCUCGGUGCCAUGGCCAUCCUGUGCAGCGUGGUGGGCAUGAGGUGCACCAAAGUGGCAGACGGGAACCCCACAGCCAAGGGCAAGAUGGCAGCCGCUGGGGGCUGCAUGUUCAUCCUGGCAGGCUGCAGGUAUGAGAUCGGCCCAGCGCUGUACCUGGGCUGGAGCGGGGCCCUGCUGGCCAUCGUGGGGGGCGGCUGCCUGUUGGGCUUCUGCUGCAAAGGCUCCUCGCAGGACAAGAGGUAA